AUGGCUUUCAAUGAGACGGUGACAUUCACAUUGGAUGUGGUCGGUGGGAAGUUAGCUGCUGCCCAGAAAGAGAAUGAAUUCAUCUAUCAUGAAAAAGUGCCUGAUCUGUGUUCCUUGCCUCGUGUGAAGGGAGCAUCUCUUGUCAAAGGUGUUGGCUUCUCCAUAUCAGACCCAGACAUAUCUGGUCCAGACAUCUUUGCAUCCCUUGUACCUCUUGAAGCACAUGAAGCAUCAUCCUUAUACAGUGAGGAGAAGGCCAAAAUCUUGAGAGACCUAGGAAAUAAAAUUUCAGGGAAAGACCAGGAGUUGAUGUCUUUUCUCACAUCAUUGCAUCCUGAACAUUUGGAACUCCUUGAAAACAUGGAUCAUCUCCCUGGGAGCUUGGUGGAUCGGAUUGCCUCUCUUUCAGCUCGCCCACAGGCCAUUCAGGAGAUGAAGGAGACUAUGGAGAAACUGAGCAGCUUGUUUCAUGAUGUCCAGAGUGGAUUGAAAGAUAUUGAUGAAAUCCUUCAGGAGGAAGAUGAGAAAGAAGCAGACUUUGAGAAAGUGAUGGGGAAGCGUUCGCCAUCAAGGCUGAUUGUGGAAUUGAAACGAGAGUUUAAGUGCUACCAAGAUGCUCAUGCCAAAGCUUCAGGUUCUAACACUGCUUUGCAUCAAGCAGUUCAACUACAUCUGGAGAAUAUCAAGCUCCUUCUCCAACCUCUUGAUGUCAUCCAGGAUCAUAUUCCCUCUAUAGAAAUUUCUCAUGGAGACCAUUUUCGGCACCCACCUUGCACUCACUUUCGACAUGCCCAGAUGGUCAUGCAAAAUUCUGAGGACUGUUGUGGGCGAUGCCCCGACCAUGAGAGAGAUCUCCUUUUUCUUCAGGCGGCCAUCAUUCAACACCAGCUGUUCCACCUGUUCAACAAUGUCCGGCGAAGUCGCUUCGAUCGGUCUUCGACUUCGAGGAUCAUCUUCUAA
Molecule: messenger RNA, 960 nt
Organism: Darwinula stevensoni
Lineage: Eukaryota; Metazoa; Arthropoda; Ostracoda; Podocopida; Darwinulidae
Source: the annotation of a GenBank genome assembly